UUUCUGUUUGCGAAAGUAGCAGCGAGUUACCUACCUUCGUUUUAUCAAUUUGUAUUGUACAUAAUUCCGAUGUGAAUGAACAACGAUUCACAAAAAAGAAAUGGCCAAAUAUUUAAAUAUUCACCCGAACCUAAUUAAGGAAAGGAAAGGUGCCACAUUCGAUCCAUAUACAUUAACUUGUUUACUGUGGGGCGGUGACGAGGUUGUAAAGCAUAAAAGAAAUCUAGUUGCAUCACUGGAAAAUGACCCAAAUCUUCAAGAUGAGAAUUUAUCAGACUUUUUAUCACAAGAGGAGAAAAUUGAUUUUGCAAUAAAGAAAACUAUAUAUCUCUUCAGAAAACUUGGAAUGAAUGAGAGAGAAUAUUUCAUGUUUUUAUUUCAAAACUUCUAUCCUUCCCAGCAGCUAGGUUUCCCUCUUCACUUUGCUAUGUUUGCUUCAACAUUAAAACUUUUAUGUAAUCCUGAACAGGCUAACUACUGGCUACCCAAAGCAUUCAACUUAGAGAUAGUUGGAUCUUAUGCUCAAACUGAAUUGGGACAUGGUACAUUUUUAAAGGGUUUAGAAACCACAGCUGUAUAUGACCCACUAAAUGAAGAGUUUGUGCUAAACACUCCAACUAUAACAUCCACGAAAUGGUGGUCAGGACAAUUGGGCAAAGUAGCAAACUAUUGCAUUAUCAUUGCUCAGCUGUAUAUUAAGAAUAAGUGUUAUGGAAAUCACCCAUUCGUCCUACAAAUCCGGAGUUUAGAAGAUCACAGCUUCAUGCCAGGAGUUAUUACUGGUGAUAUUGGUCCAAAAAUGGCAUUGAAUAGCAUAGACAAUGGUUUCAUGAAAUUAGAUAAUGUUCGAAUACCCAGAAAUCAACUUUUAAUGAAAUAUGAUCAGGUUCUUAAAGAUGGUACUUAUAUAUCAGGCCCAAAUAAAAAAUCUAUGUAUGCUUCUAUGAUGACAGUAAGGUGUGCCAUAAUUAUGGCGAGUGCUCAGAGUCUAGCAGCUGCAUGUACCAUUGCUGUUCGUUAUAGUGUUGUGCGUCAACAAUCAGAAGCAGAACAAGGGGCUGGUGAACAAUCAGUGCUUAACUUCCAAACUCAACAGUAUAGACUGUUUUCUGCUUUAAGUACUACUUAUGCAUUGUUUUUUGCUUGGAAAAGUGUAAAUGAGGCUUGUCAACAGAUAUUAACAGAUGCCGCACAAGGAAAAACUGAUCAAUUUCUAUUUUUGCAUUCCAUUUUAGCUGGUUUAAAGUCGCAAAGCACCUGGUUGGCUACAAAAUAUAUCCAAACUUGUCGGGAGUGUUGUGGUGGUCAUGGCGUCUCUUCUGCAAGUGGUUUACCAUUACUUGAAAGUCACACAGCUGUUUCUUGUACAUAUGAAGGCGAUAAUACUGUUAUGAUUCUUCAGACUGGAAAAUUCCUACUUAAAUGUGCUAGAGACAUUUUCCAAGGAAAGAAUUUGGUUGGUUUUGUCUCAUACCUCAAUGCCAAUUACACAACAGAACAUCAAGAUGUUGACUCCAAUUUACACUUGUCAGCACUACUGAGAUUAUGUCAACAUAGAUCCAAAAGAAUGCUUUUAUAUAUUUCAGAACUUGUUUUUGAGAAGAUAAAUUCUGGAAGCUCACUUGAACAGGCAUUCAAUAUGUGGUCAAAUGAGAUAAAAAAUAUGGCUGUUGCUGUCUGUCAAGUUUACACCAUGGAAAAAUUCAUUGAAGCUAUUGGUCAAAUAAAAGAAAAUUGCUUGGCAUCAGUAUUGACUGAUGUUUGUAAAUUUUAUUGUGUAUUUAAUAUUGUGGAGAAUAUUGGUGAUUUUUUACAAUUCAACCUUCUCACCCAAGAACAGAUAAAAUUACUGAAAACUGCAAUGUAUAAUCAACUGUCCAAAAUAAGGCCUAGUGCUGUAGCAUUAGUAGAUGCCUUCGAUUUCUCUGACCGUUUGCUUCACAGUGCUCUUGGUCGUUAUGAUGGUCAAGUUUAUCAAGCUCUUUAUGACUAUGCCAAACUUGCUCCAAUUAAUUCAAAAGAAGUACAUGACAGCUGCAAGGAACAUCUGCUUCCAUUUCUCAAAGAGCAGAGAUUGAAAGCUCAAUUAUAAAGGAAAAUUUUAGAUUUUAAUCUUUACAAAAUUAUAAUUCCUCUAGACUUUGUCUACUCAUUCACCUGGUGCUAUAGAAUCUGUUUCAUAAAAAUACUGCAUACAGUACAUAUUUUCAUUGUUAUAUUUCUGGUUUCCUCACGGAUUUGUUAAUGAAGAAAAUUUUUUUGAACUGUUCUUUCAAUGGAAAGAUUUUCUAUGAAACGCCAACACUUAUAUGUUGGCUUUUCAUUGACCAUUAACUUUAAGAAAGUUUAGUACUUUUGCAGUGGAAUGAAUGAAACUGAUUAUAACUAUUUUAAUUGAUUUCAAAUUAUUUCCAUGAUUGUAAUUAAUUUCUUCAUCGAAUUUAAUCAUAUUAUUCAAAUUAAAAUUUACAAAACCAUAUUUAAAAAAUAUAAUUGCUUAGAUACAUGUUAAUUUCAUCAUACAAAACCAAUAUUUGAUCAGAACAAUUGGGAGCAACUUGAAAUUGAAAUAAUUUCAUCGAAUUCAAAGACACCCUAUAAUUAAUAGAAUAAACAUAAUUAAUUAAUAAAAAAAGUUUUAUUUUUACAUUUGUAACUCUUACUCUUACUUGUUUCAGUCAUUUGACUGUGGCCAUGCUGGAGCACCGCCUUUAGUCGAGCAAAUCGACCCAGG
This is a messenger RNA of Octopus sinensis (East Asian common octopus), 2734 nucleotides long. Its product is annotated as peroxisomal acyl-coenzyme A oxidase 1-like. The record is from RefSeq and is a predicted model, not a curated record. Lineage: Eukaryota; Metazoa; Mollusca; Cephalopoda; Octopoda; Octopodidae. The coding region runs from base 101 to 2092 and encodes 663 amino acids. The transcript has 14 exons. Gene Ontology annotation, cellular component: peroxisome. Gene Ontology annotation, molecular function: FAD binding; acyl-CoA oxidase activity; fatty acid binding. Gene Ontology annotation, biological process: fatty acid beta-oxidation using acyl-CoA oxidase; lipid homeostasis.